Molecule: messenger RNA, 28128 nt
Organism: Egretta garzetta (little egret)
Lineage: Eukaryota; Metazoa; Chordata; Aves; Pelecaniformes; Ardeidae
Gene: PLAG1
Product: PLAG1 zinc finger
Exons: 5
Coding region: 25164-26669 (501 amino acids)
Source: RefSeq, a predicted model, not a curated record
AAGUUAUGAAAAGCUAAUAUUGAACAGAACUGGUCACCAUUACUGCAAGUUCAGCUUUACUUUUGUUUAGAUUGCCUUGUUAGAAUAUUUUUUUGUUUACUUCAGUAUCAGCUUUCACCUGUUAUUGUCUCAUCUUAGAAGGAUGAAUUAGCAGAAAUGAAUAGAAUCAGAGGGUUUUUUUUAAUUUUUAACAAGAUAUAGUUAUGUGCUAACAGUUAUAAAGGAUGGGCCUUCUCAUAGGAUAUAUUAAAAUUGUUAAUAUUUAAAUGGACCCUGCAUGUCUUGUAAACAGUUGCUGUAAGAUCAUGGCAUUAAAAUUAACCACUGUACUAAGCGCGGUUUUGAGGUGACUGCAUAAGUACAUACUUAACAGUGAAGAGUAGGAAAGUUUAUAUAGUUGCUCUCAUGUUGAAGGAAUAAAUUGGUUUCUAUUAUAGCUUUCUUAGUAAUAACGUCUGUCCCUCUCCUAAUUCACUGUCUGUCCAGAGUGCAGAGAUACCUCGUCAAAUACGUUAAAAUAUAUGGUCAGAGUGAUGGGCUAUUUUACACGUGUCCAACCCUGGCAAUUUUGACAGACUUACAAGGGGGCAGAAGGAAAGUAGAAUGUGGCCUGAUGUGCAUAAUUUAAUUUUAUUUAUUUAAAGAAAAGGACAGAGAAAAGAGGUCUGAACUAGUAUAAAACCAAAAACUGAGAAAGAUAAAAUAAAUGAAUGUAGACAACUGUGGCUAUAACACACAGAACAGUAACUCAAAACUCCAAAGUAAAAUAGCUCAAAUCAGCUUUGAGAAGUCAAGUGGGAAUCAGGAAAGUAAAACCUAGAAUUGCCAUCAAAUGCAAUUAAGAAAUAACUAUGUAAAGGAACUUGGAAAAAUGCAAAAAGUGUCUGUUCCAGUACACUGAAUUGCUAUAAUCUUCUUUUGCACUUAAUGUGCUAAAUUCCUCUCUCAAAGGAGAAUAUCCCUAGAAAUCAGAUUAGAAAGUGUUUAAAGGGAAUUAUUUGUCAAAGUUGUGUUUUUACUAAAAUUAGGAUAACUAAUAAUCUCUUCCGUAUUCUUGUGAAUAAUACUUUAUUUGAUAUCACUUAAACAUGCAGAUUGCACAUAGACUUACUUAUGUAUUGUACAGGUAAUUUACCUGGUAGCCUGACACUGCGUAUCACUAACUUUCACCCUAAAAGCUUUUCUUUAUGGUUGUGGGUCACAUUACACUUUGGAGACUGCCAAAUCUGAAGUAUUUCUCAUUAAAUAAGAUGUAGACUGUGAAUUGCCAAGUAAUCAAAAAUCAAGGACAAUGUCAGAAAGCUUAUCUUCCCUCUUCAUUUAUUGAGUAUGUAUUUGUAUACUACAGGGCAUCAGAUUUACUAGAGCAUGAGUUCCCUAAAAAGCCCUGCAAAUCAUCUGAUUCUAAAAUAAUGAGAUCUCAUUGCACUAAAUGUUUGAACAGCAGAAAGUCCCUGUGUAUGCAAAUCAGAUUUUACUGUCCCAAGUGCUUGUCACUUCUAAUAAAACUGUUUAUUGUGUGGUAUAUGUAUUUGUCAUGAAUGUUACAUUUAUAUGUAAUAUAGGUAUACACACAUGCACACAUUUUAAGGAAACAUAUGGCUGGUCAGGGAGAAUGUCAUGUCUUUUGAAUCAGUUGUGAUAUAGGAAUUUUUUUUUUUAAGAGAGACCUUUUUGAAGAAAAGGCAGAAGGAGAGAUUCUGGCAGCUUACUAUUAAAUUUUAAUCAAGCCUGUAUAGUUAGUAAUAAAAGAUUUACAAGUUUGUAAAUGUAAAGUUUCUUCAAACUCUUACUGUCACGUGUGGAAUUUUCAUUUAUACUAAUUGUGCAUUUACUACAGCUGCCUAUAUGCAAGGCUUAAUAAGACUGUAUUUAAUAUGUGGAAGUAUAGAUACGAUAUAAAUAUGUAAAAAUACAAGUUGCCUACAGCUGCUCUUAUGUUUUCAUCAGAUGAUACACUACAAAGGCAUAAAUUUAUGGUGUUAGCUACCUGUUAUCAGUUUCUGGUGCUCUUCCACUCACAAGUACUUUAGGAAGAGUGAGUAUUAAACUAAAAUAAGACAAAUGUAAAAUCCUGUUAGGAUUUAGUGCUCUGUUUAAAAGCUAAACGUAGACAUUGUUCAAGCUUAUUUUGUUCACUGGAAGUUAUCGUGGUCAAUACGCACAUAAUUUGUUUCAUCUAGGACACUAGGAAACUGUGAACCACGUAGCUUAGAGAAGAGCUUAGACAUAGCUGAUCAGAAUAAAUGCCAGUUCAUUUGAAUCUGUAGGGGUUUUUUCCUCUGUGACUUGACAGUUUUCUUUAAUUCUUUCGAAUGGAAUUGUGUUUAGACUAAACCACUUCUAAUUAUACCCCAGCACAAACAUAUAGCUUAUGGCUAUAUUUUAAUCAGUUUCAGAAAAAGUAAUAAAAAUAUUAUUGCAUCUGUCAAAGGAUGGUGUUGCUACAUGCUAUUUUAAAUGGUGUUUAAGUAGAGUUAUAAGCAUACCAGUACAAUGAAAUCAGCUCUAUUCCUAAACAACCAAGUUACAUUAUUUGUUACUUAAAAAGUUACCAAGAAUCAUAAUAUGUUAAUUAUCCUAAUUAUUCAGGCUGUUUUUAAUAUGUGUUGAAAUGGCUUUAAAAAGUAUAUAUGAAAUAUUUAUAUCAAACUCGUUUAAUUUCUCAUUACUUGUAAAAUGUAAUGUUUUCCCAGUUGUAAUUUUAAAGGCUUUUUGUCUUAGCUGCACAAGUGUAUCCUUUUCUUUUGGAUACACUCUUUUCUGAACCCAGCAGUUCUUUCACUUAUUUAAAACUCUUUGUUCCCUUAGAAUAAAUUUGUGUCCCGUUAAGUGUUGACAUUGAUAAUUUUUGUUCUCAGAAAUUGUGCUGAGGAGAACUGUGGAAUUAACUUGUGCUGAUGAUGCUACAAAUAUAAAAAUUGGGUGUAGAGUAAAACAGGAUACUUAAUCAUAGUGGUAUUUGGAUGAUGGGAAUAGUCCCAAACUGGAUGAAUGUUAAACUAGCCUAUGAGGAAAAGAUGUCAGGUUUUGCAGCCUUGCAGCAUUAAUCAAAAAUGUGGUAUCACUAUUUCUCACAAGAAAUACUCAGAGUUGUACCAUCAAUUGCUGUAGAAGGCAAACAGAAAUAUAGAUUACACUUUCUGAAAUUACAAACUAUGAAAUAAGCUUCUUGGGGAAAAAAUGGGUUUAGAGGUCUCCCUUGUAGUAUAAUACUAUUUUACUUUUGAAAACUUGACCACUUCAGAGUAUUUGAGAACAAGUAAGUUAAGUCCAUCUUGAGUAAUACAUUUUGGUUUUUAGUACAGUUUUUAUCUAUGCAUCAUGUCAAACAAACUUUUUACUCUUCAUGAUCCUUAAAUAUUUAUACUGAAAGGAAAGUGCAUUUAAGCAGUCUUUAAUUGCAUUGAUUACUCGAUCAUUUGAUUGGAGUAGAAAGGUGCUUUAGUUUAGGGAGGUUGAAUAUGUAUUAUUAUUUUCUAUUUUUCUGUAGUUUGCCUAAUAAAAAUACUCAACAUAAAAGGAGACCGAAUCCUUUUUCAAGCCUUGAGUGAAAAGGGAGGUGUGGUCAGGAAGGGUCUCUGAUGGCUUAAAUCACUGCCCCUCAGUCUUUCAAAAUAUUUAAAUCCUAUGAAUUUGUGAUUUCAGUCACACAGUAAUGUUGCAACCUCAAAACUGAUAAUAUAUUCAGUUAUCUUGAGAUGAACUCCACAAUUCUUCAUUAGGCAGAUUGAAUUCCCUAAAGGUUUUGUCUGAAUAAGUACUUGAGUAUUGGGCUGUUUGUUCCAGUUUUCAUCAGGAAUGAAGCCAUAGAAAGCCUCUCAACUCUGAGCAAACCCUCAAAAACUUCAUGGAUGCCCUAAACUUCCCCUGUUUCUGUCAUAGUCUUAGCUGUUGAAUUGUGGUUGAAAGUCAAAUAAUCCUUUCUGCUAAGCAUCUGACUUUCAUCAUAAAGAAGGUAGUUUGAUAUUUGGUGGUAGUUUUAGCACAAAGGUUUUAUGUAGGUAGUGAAACCAAAAAGCUUAAAGGCCGGCAGAAAUUUGCUGUCAAGUUGCAAGUGCUCUGUAACUGUUAGGUGAAGUAGUACUUAAAUUGCAUUUGUUUCAUUGAGGUAGUAAGACUCGUAGUUUGAAGAAGAUAGAGCUUAACUGAUUUGUUAAUUCUUCCUUCCCAAAUAUAUGUAAAAAUUUGCCACCAUUUUUGCUGCUGACGGUGCUCUGAAGAUUAUCCAUACAUAAAUAUAUAUAUUUCCAAACUUCUUGUAACUUAGGCCUUUGUGGGAAGGUUAAGAGGUCUAGUGGAUGGAAAUAAUAAUGUAUUUGUAUCCCUCUUACAAACGAACUGUUAACUUAGCAACUUUGUAAAUUCACAAUGUGAUUUUUGUGUUUGGGGGUACAUCUGAGACUGUAGAUAGUUAAAAAUACAUAAACACCCACCCCACCACGCCACCCCACCCCCGCAUGGCAGAUCUCAGGCCUUAAGAGCAAAUAUUCUAUCUUUUUGCUUUGGGUAUUUAUGGACUGGUUAUGUGGAGAUAAAAGUUGUUUGUUUUUUUUUCCCCCUCCACCUGUUGCAUUCAUCAGUUGUUUCAGAAGUCUGUUUCUUGAUAUUUUGUGAGUAUGUUGCAGUGGCUGGCGAGGUUAUUAAAUGGCCUGAAUUACAGAAUUUGUAGAUGGAGGAGGGAGACCUUUUUUUUUUUUUCCCCCCUGUCUAAUCUUGACCAGAUUAUUUGAAAAUUUCCUUGGCCUCUUCAACAGUGCUUUGCUAUAAAUCAAAACAAAUUAAAUUGAACAAACAGUCAAUAAAAAUGCAUGUCCUAGGUUCUUCUGGCAAAGCUUAUUAAAACCCAGUUGGAUGCUCACAAUGCUUCUUCACUGUGACCUCAAAGAUAUUCAGCCUCUGCUUUGUGCUUUCCAAAUAUCAUCAUUUCCAUCUAUCAAAGUCUAGGUAGGUCAUUAGUAAAUGUACAGUAGUAACUGUAUAGUCUGUACUGCUAACAUUUUAAGCCUGUCUCAGAAUAAGAGAUCUGUGUUAAAGUUGAAAUGCUUCUCAGGCAGUGAGUGGUAUUUCCCCAUCUUUUUUUUUUUUUUAUUAUUGUAACAUCCAUUUGAGAUUGUUUCAGAUGUCACUCAUGAAAAGGAGUGAUCUUUCAGGUCGUCAAGAAUCAAGCUGUUUCAGGGGUUUAUAGGUUAAAACCAGUAACUUUUUUAGCAUCAUUCGGAAACUGGUGGUCAUUGAGGGUACAUCGUGGAACAGUAGAGUCAUGUGCUUCUCAGCAGGGGAUGCUGCUUAAUGAUGGAACUGCAAUGUCCUGAAUGUGGAAGGAGCAGACCUGCAGUGAAGGAUCGGUCCGUUUCUACAGUGUGAACAGGGAACUGCUUUACUCUGGCUUUUACAGAUAAAUUGAUUAUUUGGAAUAAGAUCCUUCCUUCACUCACUGACAUUUUCAUUUUUUCCUGCAGUAUCAGAAAUGGACACUUCAGGAUGAUUUUUACAAGUCUGUCAACUUGAAAGGGCAAUUGAUGUAACCUCAUAUGAAGUUAGAGUGUUUGAAAAGGACAAAAAUCCUUUUACUAAAGAUCUUGGAAAAAAUAUUUAACUGUCUGAAAGCAAAGAAAAAUAACUACGAUACUACUCUGAUGAUAUUUUUCAAGCAAGUAAAUAACACUUAGAUGUCAUGGGAGAUUCAUUUAGCUAUAGCCUGGAUCCCUCAGUAAGGGAAUGUGUUUUGUAGUAAUAUAUUUAUGAAAAUAAUACAUAAUGUAAAUUUAGAAGAAUGUAGUUUUCAGUAACAAAACCAUCAGAACUUGAUCAAAGCAAACCCAAAAUUAGCUUGUGUCCACAUACAUCCGUAACUCUUUUAUUGAGGUAAAAUGUUGGGUACCUAGACAUGCAUAGCUAUUCAGAACUCUGCCAUGAUUAUUUCUAGGAGCUGUACAAACACAAAACUCUUCUAUUGUAUUCAGUUAGUGCAUGAUAAAGUGCUUUCUAAGGUUAGUGAGUUUGUUGGUUUUGUGGGUUUGAAUUCAGAAUUAAAAGUGAUACAUAGAAAAGUGAUAUGUUAGUGGCUUAGUAGCACACAGUAUUUUAGUCCAGUGUUGGAAAUGUAUAUUAUAAAACCUAAAUAUAAACGUUAUAUGGCUUUGGAGUUCACCUUCUAGUAACAUUGAUUGUACCUAGGAAAACAAGUGUUUUGUUUUGUCAGAAUUACUAUUUCCCUCUGGUGUAUUUGCCUUUAAUUAAAUUGUGCUCCGUGAUUUUUUUUCUUGUUAUUUGCGCAGUAUUGUGCUCAUGCUUUUUCCUCCAAGCAAAUACAAAUAGCAUUGUACUCCUGCUGUGAUUAUUAUGCAUAACAUCUCUGACACAGCACAUCAAAAGUUAUGUUUAUUGGAAAACAGAAUUAACAUUUUAUACUUUUUUUUAAGACCACUUAAAAAUAGCUGUGUUAAAAGAGAUUAUGUUUUUAACAUGCUAAUCCACUAAGCCAUCAUACAUCAUUCUGUAGGCAAUGUUUUUAUUCCAGGCAGCUACCUCUUACUAGAGUCCAUGUGAAAGGUUUCAGGUUAUCACAGAAAUAUACCCAUAAACUUGAACUCUUAAGGAGAGAGCCUUCUUUAAUAGAAAGCAUAAUACAUGCAUUAUCAAAUUGCAGCCUUUUUUCCAAGAAUUGUUUUAUAUGUCAGCAUGGUUUGGCCUGCUUUAAGGCAUUCUGGUUAUUCGGACAAAUUGUUGAUUUAAAAUGGCAUAUGCAAAAACCUUUUCUUGGGGCGGGGGGGGUGUACAGCAAUUCCUAAUUUUGAUGUGGAAUAUUAUAUUGUGAUAGCCAAAUACCUGAAUAGGGUAAUGUACUGAUUAUGGAGAAGAUAGAGUAAAGGAGGAUGAGAAUUUAUGCCAGCUGGAUUGGGGACUCUGAGAUUCAUCUGGAUUAGUAGUUUCAGUUGCCAGUCUUGCCCCAUGUUCCUCUGUCACCUUGUUUUCUGAAGUUGUAUUGUCCUCAUUCAGUUAUUGUAACUGUAUACUGUUGCUGUGUAAAGAGUCACACAAACAUGGGAAACAGCAAUACUGACUUGGCAGAAAAUUCUGUAAAGUGUGAAAAAUACAACAGAAAAAUACAGUUCUGCUUUAUCUUUUGACUUCAGAAAUCUUAGAUGUUACUUGUAAGAACAGUAGAUAUAUGUGUGUGUAUGUUAGCUGAAAUUUGACUGUAGGUUGACUGCCACUGUGCACAUCAGUGACUAGAAUUUUUAGGUAUUAAAUACCAGUACAAGGAAUUUGCUUGUACUUAGCUGAAUUACAGUGCAAAGUUUGCUGAAACAGGUUAGAAAUAACCAUUUUCAUUUAUUUUUACAAAUGCUAAUAUAGAAUGGUACAACAUGGGUGAAAAGUUUAGUUAGCUGUACUACUUGAUACUCUAUUGUGGCUAGUUAUGGAGCUCUAUUUAAUGUUAUCUGACAGAUGAGAGUGUUUAAGUCGAAAGAGUGCUGCUGCUCAACUGGUGAGCUGGGACAUUGCCUACUGUGAUUUCCUACUGGCAAGAAGUCUCUAAAGACCAUUUUAAGGCAAGCUUGGCUGUACUUGAAACUAAUAGAGUUAGGUAAGGUUUGACAUGCUGCUUUCUUCUUUAGGCACACUAAAACACCUUUUGCAAUUUGGGCCAAUGUAUUUUUGAACUGGAGAAGUGCGUUUCAUAUCAUUUGAAAGACUCCUCGGUUUUGGUGGCAUUAGCCCUGUACCUUGAAGUAUGUUUUUGUUACGCCGGUAGUCUAUGAACACAUAUGACCAGAGCCUAAUACAUUGUGUUGUUGAUCACUACCAUAUACAACCGUCUGCAAAGAAUAGUGCCAUAAUGAGGUGCAGGGAGAAUAUGGGAAAGACGACAGUAUGUGAUACAGGGUAAAAUGAAACAUCACAGGGCCUACACUGAGGAUGCAGUGACAGUCCAAAGAAGAUUAUCCUCACAGUGUUUUGCUGUAAAGCUGUGGGCUGUCUGUAUGUGAUAGCACUUCCUACGUAGUGCCUAUAGAUUAUGUUAAUCAAUAAAGUAUUUUCAACAAGGAGUUUUAUGUAUCGGUAGACCAAAGUGCUGCAUGGAACUAACUGUGCCAGUCUUUACGUGAAUUGUUUUUAAUAGUCUGUUGAAUAAGGUGGUGUUCCAGUCACAGUUUAAAAUCCUGAUAAGGAAGGAAUUGUAAAGUGUUUUGUUCCAAAGCUGUAUACCAAAUCAUCCUGGCAGAUAGUGUUCUUCAUUCUUCCAGGGCUAGAUUUUCACUGAACAGUUAGAUGAAGUUACCUACAUUUGAACUGAUUCCUGGAGUUAUCCUAACUGGAGUGAAAACGGUAAUGCUGAAAACUGGUACAUAAAUCACUUUGUAGAGCUGGGCUGUUAACUGCAUUAGUAAAAAAUAUGUUCUUUGUCUCACUGGUUUAAACUUAAAAAAACCCAAAACCACAACAACAACAAAAAAACCACCUAGAAUGUUUUGUGUCUGACCAGGAUAGGGUAUUACUCAAUUUAUAUGUAUGGCCAGUGCAGAAAUGGAGAAUGUCUCUAAAUUCAGCAAGUGGUGUGUGUUGCUCUAAAGGCAGCAAGUGACUCAUGUGACUGUCUUAGCAGCUGGGCAGCAAGAUUAGAGAGCUACUACGUACACAUUCCCUUACUGAGGGGUCCAAGCUAUUGCUAAAUGAAGUUGUAUUACUGCCAACAGCUGAAUAACGGGCAUAAGAAAAUAUAGUAAAUAAGUGUGUCAUCAGGUUAGUGCAGUAGUUAUUUCACACAGUUAAAGUGAAGAAAAAAAAAAACAACCAAACUUUUCCAAGAUUCAAUUUAAGAGAUUUUUGUCCUUUUCUCAAACACUCUUAACUUCAUAUGAGAUUACAUGUUAAUUGUCCCUUUCAAUUUGCAGAUUUGCAAAAGUCAUUUUGAAAUGGCUGUUUCUGACAGUGCAGGGGAAAAAAGAGAAUGCAAGUGAAGAAUCUUAUUCCAAAGAACUCAUUUAUUUGUAAAAGUACUAAAAAUAUGCUGGUAUAAUGAAGUAUUUUGAUUUGAACUGAAAUUGGCAAAGUGUAUACUUCUUGGUCACUUGCUAAUUUGAAGACUUAUUCAUGAUGUUAUUCAUCAUGUAUUUCCUAAUUGUAAGAAUUUGGGAAGUUUGUUCCAAAUUGUCUUUAAGUUUUCCUGGCAUGCCAGUAUGGAUUAGUGGAAUAUGUAUUUUUUUUUUUUGUUUGUUUCCCUAAUCUAAUGUGUUGAGUUUUUCUUUUAACUCAGAUACUUGCUUUUCUUAAAAAAGUUGCUAAACAUUUGUGAAUGCUUUCUCCUUUAUAUAGAUGUAUUUACAGUUGCACAUUGACAUUUCAACUAUUAUUUAUGGAUGUAAACUCAAAACUGUCACCCUGUCAAACACCUCUUUAGGACUAACCCUCAUAAGAACUCAUUUCAGUCUGGAGGACCAGAAGACAUAAGCUUGACUGUUGCAAUCGAGUAAAUUGAUACAGAAACCAAGAAGACAUGAAUAUGAAGCUCCUUAGUGCUAUUUAUAGUGUCAACUUUCAGACCAUAAUUAUGUUUUAAAGAUGAGAAUGUAUUUACUGAAGAGGAGCUUUUAUAUUUAAAAUGCCCAGACAGAUGAGAGGUCAAGCCCAUGAUAAAUUACUUAUAGUAAAAGAGGACCAGAAGAGUGUGUGUUCCUAGCCAUCAUCACUGCGUCCCGCUGCCCUCAGAAAGAUUAAACUGUUUGUUUGUUAUUCUGCUUUCAGGUUUUCUGGGUUUCUGCUUUCUCUCUUUGCCUGUCUAGUAAUGACUUGUUUCCCAUCUUGCUACUCUUUCAUGUUUAUUCCAAGUUUGUGCAGUUUUCCUCAACACUAGUUUUCAUUUAUAUCUCUAAGAAAAAAUGGAGAGCAUAAAAUAAGGUUGUCCAGAAUUGUCAGUGCAUCUGAAAACUAUCUUCUCAAGGUGGACCAUCAUUUUAAUAAUACUUCAAAACACCUUGUUGACCUGGCCCUUUUAUUUUUGCAUGUGUUUAGAUUUCUUCAUAAUCAAGUCUCUUACUGUUUAAUAUUUUGAAAUCUUUGAUUUAUAGGAAAUGUUCAGUUUGUUUUUUGCUUUGAUUCAUCCUCCUCUGAAUGUUUUGUUACUACUUUUUCUAAUGUACCAUUUUCCUGUACCAGAUUGCUUUUCUACUCUUCUUUCAUCAUUUUUCAGUCACAUAUUACUCAUCAGUUGCAAAAGAAAAAUGGCUGUGUUCUUAUUUCUGCACCGCUUAGUCUGAUGGUGCUCUGUGACAUAGGAGCUGUAAGAAACAGAGGGAUACUUGUGUAUUGAUAGGUAGCUUAUAGACAAAGCACUAACAGAUUGUGGCCAAGCGUAUACCUGUAAAAUAUGUCGAUCCUCCGACUGCUUGAAGGCUUCAGUGGAUUCUUUUGUGCUGUUCUUAACACAUUCUUUGAGAUGAGCCAUCAGAAAUGUCCAUCUGCCAACAGAGCUUUAGGUCCUGGAUCUUGCUGCCCUGUGCUAUGUGUGCCACACCAUCUUCUUGGGCUCUGACUUCUAACCCCCCCAGGGAAGAACUCUGCUGUAGUGCAGGUUGUCUUGAGCUGCUUCCUUUUCUUCUGCAACAUGUUCUGUUUAUUUAGAGCACCUUUUGCACAGCUGGAAGAAUUCUAUAAAAUAAACAACUGUCCUGAGAGGAUAUUUGUGUGAACCUGGACUUUGGCUUGUUUGUUUGUUCCUUUCAGAAUUACACCCAAGAUUUCUUAGCCACAAAUUUGUGCUGCUCCACUGAACCAAAGAGGGAAGUACCUUCCCAGGGAUUCUAAGGAGGAAAGCUCUUAAGCAACCCCUAGCCAAAAAUACAGUAUUUUCUUUAAUAAAUUUGAUUUCCAAAAGGCCAAGGAGAAACAGCCCAGCAAGAUCAGCCAAAAAUAUUUUGUGUUUGUGUGAGAUUGCCUCUUGCAAGCAGGCAUGGUUUAAGAAAGGAACAGGAAAGAUUGUUGCUUGAUAUAGUCCUUUUCCCCCUGUUCCUUAAUGGCAUUGCAUUCUUAGGAUGGGGAAUUAUCAUGGUGUUUGCUUCUUAGGACUGUUAGAAAAUCAUGGAUAUUUUGAAGGAAGUUGAGGUGCUGUUUCUGAUGCUAUGUCUGUCCUGGUGAGAGUUUCGCAGUGUUACUCUGGUAGUGUGUGCCACCUGCCCAAUAUGCUUUUCUUUGACAGGAAGACCUACAACUAAGAAGAAAAAAUGGCUUGGGGGAAGCUGGUAGCUGUUUUUUAAAAAGCUCAGCCUGUACUCUCUGGCAGCUUUUCUUAGGGCUAGAGUUGCAGUGUCACUGCUUUCCUUGCACCAGGGGAGGCCUGGCAAGUUGGCUGGAAGUUGUAAGUUGAUCAGAAGUGAAUCUCUAGCUCUUCAGUUUCAGAUGCGAUCCUGGUAUUUGGUUCUUCUAAGAAAUGACAAGCUUCCCAGUGACGAGAGAGAAUUUCAGUAGCUGUCUUUGGACAGAGAGAAAUCUUGGUUCUGAUAUCCUCUGAGAAAGCAAGCCUUCUGGGGCAGGCUGCAAAGUAAAGCACGGGAAGGAUCGGAGCCUAGAUAACUGAAGCGCUCUUCUCCAGUAACUAUAGAUACUGUGGUCUUUCACAGGAGAGCAGUAGACAGGAAGAAUGUUUGUUUCUAAGCACUGAUGACCGCGUAAGAAUAAAUAGAACUAAAGGAGGCUUUCGGAGUUGUGUUGCUUUGUUCAUGUCUUAAAAAAAAAAAGUAGCAUCCAUUUUUAGGAUUCAGUGUACUAGAGGCUGAAAAGGAAAACAGCAGGCAUCUGUCCUUCCCCUGACAAGCUUACAGUGUUACUCUAAGGAGGAGAACUGAGACAUGUGGAAAGGCAAGGGGAAAAAGCAGUUAAAGUACUUGCGGUUUCAUAUAUGCACCCUGUUUAAUUUUGUAUGUUAAUUUAACAACAGUGGCUGACACUGCUGUUUUUAAACAAAAUAGUAAAUUCAGCUGUCCCUCAUUUACACAAAGCCAAAUUAUGUUCCUCUCAGUCAUUGCCGUGGGUGCUCCUAUGCUAUCCUGCUUUAAAGGCCCUGGAUCACUGAAGGCAAAUACCCAGUAGGAUGCUAGUUUUCAGAGCUGUAUGUAUCCUGCAGAUGGGAGCUCACAAGCCAGUUUGCUGGCUGGAAACUUAUGCAUGGAUCUUGACAAUGGAACAUAUUUAUACAGAGUUCUGGUAUGCUCUCUAGCACGUUUGAUGUUUUGCUUCAGGCUCUGGAUACUUCGAGAAAUCCUGCUCUACAGCCACAGUCCAUACCCUCGUGAAAUACCUAGCUGCUUGCACAUUGUUUCUGACUCUUGUGAUGGAGAGACACUACUUGCCCCACCUGCAUCAUGAGACUUGUACUGUAAGCACCUUGAUACCAAAGCAGGAGAGCCUGCAGUGCAUUUACAGAGUAAAUUGCAGAGUGAGAAUAAAGUAAAUGGCUCUUGUGUUUUUUCUGAGGUUUUUAUUUUUUAAGAAUCAAGUUUCUGUGGCAGAAAUUUUUGGGAGAACCUGUUUUGAGAUUACAAGCACACAUUUUUCAAAAUCAUCGUCUUCAUAAUCUGUUUAGAACACAGCUUUCACUGCCUUCCACUGCAGCUGCAGGCACUAAGUAUUUCUGCAAAUCACUCCUUGUAGACCUAUGCCAAGGACCUGGAAAAUUAAUGACCUCUCCUGUAGUGUUCAAUUUAAGUGACACAGAGAUCUCUAGUAGAAUCUGAGUUCUCUAGGACAGUAUUCAGUUAUCGUAUUCAAAAGAUUGGUUUCUGAAUGACUAAAGGGCUUGUGGAAUAAGUAAUCAAGAAAGUGGCCAAAUUUGCAUAGAGUUUACGGGAAUGACAGCUCUACCACUAUCCCCGUCGGAUUUCAAGUCUCCAUCCCAAAGUACAGGGGUUCAAAACUCUAAGAAAAGGAAAAGUAGGAAAAGUCUGCCAGAAUCUUUUGACACAGACAAAACUUUUUUUACAUUAGAGCCAUUUCAAAAAAAUAAGGGUUACUGUUUUGAAUGAAUAAAAAGUGAAGAAACAAAAUGCUGAAGCAGACACUAAAUUGUAAAAUUUCAACCCAAACAAUGGCAGUUCGGCAAAGUCAUAAGUUGUCUGGUGUAGAGGAGUUUGUCUUACAAUUGCAAGUGUUUGGCAGCGUGGUGAAAUGUGAUCCUACUCAUUCUGCCAAUAGCAAAAUAUGCUGGAUUUGAGUUAGCAUUUGUACCUACUGACAGCAGCGUUGAUUCUUGUGUAAAUUAACUGAGGGUUUUUCCUGCUUUCAAAUCAAGGGUUGUUAGAGAACUGUCAUCACUGGUCUUACCAGCCCAAUCAAGGCCCAAGAUGACAAAUACUACUUUUAAUCAACCUGAUAAAUGCUGAUCAAAUUGUGUUUGCAUUUUAUUCAGUAAGAAUAAUUACACUUGUGUGCAUAUCAAAGCCUGGUGUUCUGUUUCUGACAGUGGUAAGACCAAAGGUGGGGUGAAAGGCACAGAAGCAGGGCGAGCAUGUAGGGAUAGCUUUCCCAGGGUGUUCUCCUGACCUUCAAUAAUUUGCUUGUCAAAGGCUUCCUGAGCCAGACAUGGUCGGUUUGUAUUUACUAACCCUCACUGUACUCUUUCCAUGAACUUUUUUCCUGUGACCUUUUGAGCCUUUGUAAACUCUUAAGUGUCUAUAAAAACCCUGUUGCAAGGAGUUCCAGAGCAGGAACGUGUGAAGAACAGGUACAUUUCCUUUUUGAGCCUGUGUCUUUGUCAUUUCAUUUCACAGCUCCAGCUCUUUUUUUGGAAGAGGCAGUAACUACCAGCCUGUUCAGCUUUGUCUGUCAGUCUCUAGCCACUUCAGUGCAGUUAUACCUGCAUGCCGUUCAGUUGCAUCUCCCUUAUACAUGUUUAUUGAUUCUUUCAGAGAACUCCAUUUGCUUCGUAGAGCUUGAUUUCCUUUUCUGAAAGUUGCGUUACCUCUUCACCAAUAUGUUGUGUUUGUUCACGUCCCCCCCACUGCCCCGUUGUUAUUCAAGUUUGUGCUGACAUGCCUAAUGUAGGUGUCAAGCUUAAUAUCUGUAGUACUUUGGUGGACAUUGGGAAUUGUUAGGAAAGAAAUGAAACAGGCAGCAAACUGUGGUGUUUCCGUCUCCUGAAUACUGUACAAAAGAUGGGAGAAAAUACAAGACAAGAUGAUGAAUAUAAACAAAGUAGUGAAACAGCUUCCAUGCGAGGAAGGCCUGAGUAGGCUUAGGCUUUUCAGCCUGGUAAGAGACUACAAAAGGGAGAAUAGAAUAGAGGUUUCAUAUCACAGACGGGAUCAUAAAGGAAUCAUGAGUGCCAGAGACGGGAUGAAGGAUGAGAAAAAUUAUUAACUGAGAGGAAAGAGAAACAGUGGGAGUUGGGUUCAGAACAAGCUAAAAGAAAGCUGUUGUGAAUAAAAUGCAAACUUAAGCUGUGGAACUCCUUGCUGUGGAAUGUUCUGAGUAAAACAACUUACAUGGGCACAAUAGGGGACUGCCAAAUUAGUGGAAAAGAGGACUAUUAAAUCUGUCUGGCACAGGAAGUCCCUAAGUCACAAAUGGUGGUACUUUCCCAAAAUACUACACGCUUGCCUUCCUCAUGAUCUGCUGUUACUGGAGCAAGGAUGCUGGACUGGAUGGGCUUCUGCUCUGACCUGCUAGGACCAUCACUGUGUUCCGAUGAGAAUUCAGGGACCCAGAACUGGAAAAAAUCAGCCUGGCUGAGCCAAAUGCCUUGCUGUCACAGAAACCCUGUCUGUGAACCUAUAUAGGUCCUAGUUGCACUUUUUCCUCUCUUCACAUCCCUAUCUUCUGACAUGUAAACUUAAAGACAGUGUUUUGUUGGCUAGGAACCUUUUUCAUUUCCAGCCUAAAAUUACUUAUUAUAAGCUUACACUUAUUCUUUAUGCCAGCCCCGCUGAUUGUCUCAUUGGUGUACUUACUGAGCCUUUUUUUUUGUAAGGUGUUUUGUUGUGCUAUCCCAAAUAAAGUUUUUGUGAAUAUGUAUUACCAGAUUUAUACAUGGUGUUCCCAGCAAGAUCUUGGGAAUCCGCUAUAGUGGCAUCUGUAUGUCCCUUUCUGCACUGGAAAUACAGAUGCUUUUUUGAAUCACUAUAUUUUCUUUCUUCUGAACCAGCUCUCUUAAGUGACUUUUACUAGCUGCUUAUAGGGUGGUUAUAGACAAACUUUUUCCUUCUCUGCUACUUCCAACUAAUGAGUUGUCACUUCUAAGCAGAAACUGCUAGUCGCUAAGUGCAUUACUCUGUCCUUUGUUGUUACUUUUCAUCUCGUUUCUGUUGCAGCUGUCCUUAAGAUUUGUUGCAGUUUUUUCUUUUGUGUUGUUUCAGUCUGCACUGUACUUCUGGUACCCCCUAGUUUUGUAUUUUCCACAUGUUUUGGUAGUGCUCACUUAAAGGCAUAAAAAAAUUCUAAAUGAAAAUGUUGAAUCAAAAAUACUGAAGACUAAUCUUGGCAGAAGUCCAUAAAUAACAUCCUUCCACCUUUCAGAAAGAAAUCUGUUGUCAUCUCUUCUUGAUCUGCUGCUUUUCCUGCCAUACUAUUCUUGAACUAACCCCUCUCUUCUCAGCUCAACAAACUACUGCUCAAGUGGUAGUAUAUCAGAUUUCUUACUGAGUGAGACUAGAACUGUUGUGCUUCCCUUAUAUAAAGAUUAUUUUGUCAUGUUGAAGAAAAAUUGGAUGUUUGACAUGGUUCAACUUUUUAAAAUUGUGUUACGUUUUAUUUGAUUUUCUCUUUACCUUUAUGUUUUCAUACUUUCUUUGAAAACAUGCUCCAAGCAAGAGCAAAUUGUGUGUCCAGGUAACUUUUCUUCAUCUUUCCUCAAUAUUGAAAUGAGGCAAAAAGUACUUAUUUGGAUUUGAUGCUGUUCUGAGACUCUUCCAUCUCAUCACAUGGCAGCCAUGCUUCCUGUUAAAUCAGAAGAUGGAAUUUCAAUAUGAAAGGUAAUGUUAUAUAAGUAUGGUAGAUACUUCUUUAAAUUCACCUUUCAGAAGCCCCUGUGUUGGUCUCUGUGGUUGGUAGCCAUCUCUGGUGCAGAGGACUGUAAACUUCUACCUUAUUUUCAUUGUAGUGAGAAUAGUGAGUUGAAACGGUUCCCCAGUGCUUCUCUCUGUUGUGACUGUAGAUGUUUGGUAGACUUCGUUCUGACCAAGUUUAUUCAAGGAAAUGCAUGCACUGCCAAUAAAAUGAACUUAGUAAUUUAGCACCUCUCAUCACCCCUGCUAAGGUGACAGCAUCUCACAGUGCCACGGUACUCCAUUAGUCUGUUUGUGCUCAGUCUGUUCUGCCAGGUUGGUUCCCCUCACCGUCGUCUUGGAUGUUGGGUCUGCAAGAUGGAGACUGUGCCAAAUCCCCUUGUUUAGCAGGGUGCUGAAAUUUCUGCCGUUCCUGACUCAGAACAGCUGCUCAAUCUGGUUAGUGCCAAGACACCAUAGGAAAUCUGUGGGUGCAGUUUCUCAGUGAUUUGCAGUUUGGGCUAGAGUUGUGGGAAUCCCAGCCUGCUCAUCCCUGUGCCUGAAAUGGCUCUUCUCUGCCUCCUCUUGUGCUGGCACUAAGACGACCAAAGACUUAGACUGCACAGAAAUGGUUGGCAUUUUUUCUGUAAGGUUAAUUUGACAUUUUAUCUCUCUAGGGUUAAUAUGACUGGUUUAGCUGUCCGGUACAUUGUGUGGCCAGACAAGCACCAGUGCGAGAAGGAAAGGGAGAGAGGAAGAAGCGCCGUACCUUGAACUGUUUCAGUGUGGAGGCACGCUCAAAAUAACUGAGCUCUGGACAGGCUGACAGAGUGCUGUCCUGUGCUCUGUUCAACAUGACAGCUGGACAGACGUGUCCAUCUCCAAUCCCAAAGCGUUAGCCAAGGUGCUGUGUCAGAGCUGUUACCCCCUGCCUCUGAGCUGCUCCUGAGCACUUGAGCCUGGCACUGCUUUUGCCACACAGCCUGGCCUCCAGCGAGGAGGUGGCUUGUGUCCAGCCAGCUCGGAGUGUUGGCUGGGCAUGGUUGCCUCUGCCUAUGGUCAACCCAGUAAACAGGGCACUUGCUUAGGUGAAGUUACCUAAUUCUGGAGAUGGCUGCUUUGCUUUUGGGAUUCAUCAUCCAGAGAUGAGAAGGUAACUGCUGAAGCUGCUUGCCAAAGCAGCUAUCAAAUCUGAUGAGGGAUCAGGCCUUGAGGUUAACUGGCAGCAAUUAUCUGUACCAUAGCUAUAUCCAUGCUGAGUGAUUCCUCAGUGUUUUGUUUUGUGUUGGUUUUGUUGUUUGUUUUUUUUUAAAAAAAAAACAAACAAACCAAAAAAACCCCAACAGUGCUGGUUUCUGUGGUGCCUGUAAUUCAAAGGAAGUAUCAGCCCUCGUCUUUGCAAAUACAGCAUUUUGGCUAAGAACCUUAAAGUUUUGGUGACAACUGUGGUAAUGAUGGGACUGAAAUACAGAUGCCUGACAUCUCAUGUUCCCAUUUGGGAUACAGGCUCCUCUGCAAGUACCCCCCUGCUUUGAUAAGGAAACUAAUUAUUUCAGAAAGGGAAAUGUUGAAAUCAUCAGGACGUUGUACCUGCUAUGGUAGCAUUGCGUCGUUUUUCUUAGCCAUUACUUCACAUAACCCUAACUCUUUUUGAUAAUUUUGUACCCGGCCCUUUAGCAGAUGUUUCCCUCCAGCACUAGUCCUGGUGGCAGCUUGUGCUAACUGACGGGGCUGGGAGAAUGUGAUAUGUUUCGGGAGAGGGAUGGAAGAUUAUCAUCGCUACAAGUCAGAAAUAAGUGUGUUGUGUGUGGUCGAUGAUAUCUAACAAGUGUGGUUUAGUAAGAUGAGCUUCCAGCUCUCUCUGCAGGAGAAGGGGAUGCAUACCUUUCUUUACUCCAGCAGAUUUCUGUGAUAUGAUAGGAGUCCGGAAAGAAAUGUAAUUUCUACAGCCAAGUUCCUAUGUGUUACUUUUUCAUGUGUUCUUAAUGAUAGAAAGCUUGGGUGGGUGCCGUGCUGUCAGACUGUAUUACCCAGCGUUAGCUGGUCAUGAAUCCAUGCUUCGUGUUCACAAGUAUUUAUUUUUUCGUAAAGACUGCUCGUUUGUGCAGUUCCAAACGCUGAUGGCACGGCCACGAGUCUCCACAUCUCCCUUGCCUGCCCUCUUUUACUCAGAUUUGGGUAAGCAGGGCAGUUGCAGUUUGAAAUUUGUAGUUGUAACAUUAUCUCUUAGAAGUAAAGAAAAAAAUCCUGCUAAAACAAGUAGUGUAGACCACACUAGAUCUGCUUCAGAUAAGUCUGUCCAUUAUUGUGUGCAAUUAGACCAAGUAUUUUAAAGGAUUAGUAAAUAUUAUAUUUUAAGAGAUUGGUUAGUGGUAGGAAGUAAGGCUGCUAGUGAAAUUUUUCUUCUAGAGUCCAAAUGCAAAGAUCUCUUAUUAAAAUUUAUCCAGUUGUUUAGCUUUUCUUAACAGAAAGUUCAUAGGUCAUAGAAACAAGUGCGGUAUGAAAUUUCAAACCCAAUAGUCACCUGCUUUUAAAGAAAAACAGUAAUAUUCCCUCAUUUUAGAAGUCAGCACAGUUAUUUAACUACUGCUUUGUGCUGUCAAAAUAUGCCCCUGUUGUUUACAUUCAUGUGUAUUCUAAACUGUUUUGAUUUUUGUUUUGUUAAUUUUAUUUUUAGCUGUAGAAGCCUGUACAGGCUCGCAAGGAUUUCAUUGGCAUGCUUUCUUGCCACUUUUUCCUAAGAAAAGGUGACCAUACCAAGGCUGUGAAUAAUCCUCUCUGUAUUCAAAUCUGUUGGACAGUGAGUGUUGCCUUGCAAUUUCUUGACACUGCUGCUUUGCCUCUGCUUUGCUUCAUUUCACUUUUUAGGCCCCCUUCUCCUCUUCACGGGAUUCUCUGUUUUGGGGAUUUUUUUACCAACUUGUCACCUGCCAGAUAAGGGCGGGGGGGGCGGAACAGGGGGAAGAGAUUGGUUUCUUGUAACUGUUCUAUUGAGAGCACCUUGUUGUUCUAAUCCACCUAUAAUUUGUCUCUGCUUCCUCUUCCUUUAAUCUCCUUUUGCCCCUAUCUCCAAACCUCCUCACCUUCAUCGUCAUGACUCCUCCCUCCCCAAUCUUUGGUUUUGGAAGAAGCUGGGAGGAGUGGUUAGAUGCCAGAAGAGCUCAGUUAUUACUUACACAGGGAAACUUCAUCCUGUCCAACAAGUAUGCUAUUCGUAGCCUUGAGGGAUAUAUCUAAAGGGCACAGAGUUUCCACUCAAAAUUUAAGUAGAUUAGAUUAUGUAUACAUAUUUGUUGUGACUUGGCAGGUAUCCCAGUGCCCGAGGUCUUAAAACAUAUACUUUGCUAUACUUGAGGCAAGCUCAACUGCAUGUUUCAAAAGAUGCUCUGGAGAGAUGGGAGGCUGCUGUUUGGAGUUCACAAAAGUGUUAUCCUCUCUAGAUCUGAUAUGACACAGGAAUUCUGACUACUGUUCUGUCUAGUCCUGUAUUUUGUCUUGAUACUAGCUGCUAUCAGAUGUUUCAAGGGGUGGUAUAACUGUAAGACACAGAGGGGAAGUUCCUCUCUUUUUUACGUCUCUGCUGGUUUGGAUUUUGUCCUGAAAAAAAGAGGGUUAGUAUUUUUUUCUGAAGCCCUCUUGAAAUCGUGCUAUAAUUCUGGAUGAUACAAUUACCUGUGUAAGUCUUGUCUGUCUACCUGUAUGUUACCUUCUGGCAGUAAAUCUCACAGGCUAAUAGUUUGCUGUUACAAAAUAUAGUAUGCUAUACUAUAGUAUAUUAUUAGUUUAAAAUUUGCUAUGCUGUGGUUUUAUUGAACGUCUCUCACUGUCGUAAGAACAGAUGAAACCAUCUGAGCAAGUUACUCUACUGCUAAUUAUUUUAAUAGUUUUAUCUUGUAAUCUUGUUUAAAAAAAAACCAUAAAAAUUGCAGCCCCAAAAUUCAGGUGCUGCAGAUAUGCUGGAGGGAACCGUGAAGUUAAAACAGCUGUAUUUUAUGAAAUACUGUUUGGUAUGGCACUUUUCCUUAUAAGGCCCAAUGACCAAUUGUUUUGAUUAUUUAGAAGGAAAAAAUUCCAUGAGAACUGUUACUGAAAAUGACUAACUUGGCAUUAGUGAUCUGUCUCUCUGUUACAGCAUUUGAUGCAAUACUGAAGUUAAUUAAGAUAGCUGAAAUAUCCAGUUAGCCACUCAGUGCUUCAGCUGUUCAUAUGUGACCUGUUUAUUACAUUUUCUUGUAAAUUGCUAAUAAUAUCUGUAAAUAAAUACUACUCCUGUUUGUAGUGGUGGCUUCUUAACAUCCAGGCCUUUGUAAAUAAAGAACAGUCUGCGUAUCUAGUAGAAAGCUCAAACACUUGAUUUGCAGUGCACAGUGACCUAUAGGCUUUUGCGGCGAGGAGCUGAAGUGAUUCCUCAGGUUUUGCCAUUAGAGCAGUGAAACCUUUGAAGGAGGAGCAUGGUGCUGCGAAUGCUGAUGGACGGUGGGGUAUCUGCAAGAGCGGAGUGGCUAGGGCUGCUCAUUAGAAACUAGGGAUGGUCGGGUCAGGUUGCAAGAGAAGGGCAUACUGAACAGAGAGGUAGGCUGGAUUUAGUUAAGUGGGUGUGUUUCUUUGUUUAAGCAAGGAUUGGAGGUUGAUAAAAAUGCACUAUCUGAGAUGCAGUAGAUAGGAGCUGCAUUUGCUCAAAAUUGCACAGGGGUACGUGAGAGAGAUGGGACCAGGACUUAGCAGAUCUGAAAUGUAUGUCCACCGGACCCGUUCUUUUGGCAUCCCAGUGGCUUAGAGAAGAUAUGCUUGAAAACAGUUACUACAGUUGCUCAAACCCGUUUGUUUUAUCUAUUAGUCUCUUAAAAAGCAAAGGAUGAGGAAUAUUCUAUUGUGUGGAUUUUUUUUACCUGCUGCAUGAUAUUCUUCCCGUAUGUUGAAAAAAAGAUUUGCCCUAACAAACAGAAACUGCAUGCAAAAUUUACUGCAUUUUCCUAUUUUACUUCUGGUUUGCUUUUCUAAGUGUAGAAACAUAGGAUUCACUCAAGCAGAUAAUAGGUAGAAUUGUCCCUUUGUGAACCUUAAAAUGGAGGUAGUGAGAAAGAAUGUCUAGGCCGCUGAUCACUGGGAAAUAAUUAACAAAAACAAUUUACUGUGGCUUAGUCCACAGUAGGGUGUUACCUUGAACACACUUCAGUUCCUCUUACAGCAUCAUGUGUCCAUGCUGUACUUAAUUCUAAAAGUUAUAUCAAACAGGACUACUUACUGCAGUAAGUGCAGUAAAUGCUUGUUGCAGUGAGUUAGUUUCCACUCUAAGGUUUCUUUGGGUUCAUUGCUUAUAAUGUGCUGGAGUUUGUAUUUCUUCCACGUGCUUCACUACCCGUGUCCUCCUUUACUCCAGGAUUGUCCUGACUGGAGGUAAAUGCUCCAUAGGUGUUGGCAGGUAGCCAAGAGUGCUGCUUUUUGUGGUGGGGGUUGUUAGAAAGAUGGUUGUAACAAUUGAUUAGUUCUGAAGAGUCUGCCAAGGCUCUGGUGGCCUCCGGUUCAUGUAUGUCUGACCCUACUUGGAUACAAAUUGUUAUGGGAUGGACAGGUACAGGUCUCUGCCCACAUACACGAAAGCGAGAGAGCACACCUGGACCUGGCCUCGGGGAUGAAUCAACACAAAGGACUACAAAGGAUGUAGCAGAAGACAAAGAAACACAACAGGAUUCUUGAUCAGUGCCCUCAUACGUGCUCUGGGCUGUGGUUUUGCAAGUGACAUUUCCACUGAAUCCAAGAGUGACUUAUUCCCCAACCCCCCCACCCUGGGAUGGUGCACAGUGCCACAGCAGAGGCCCGAGGUAACAGGGUAAAAACCCAGCAAAUAAAGGUCAGUAGCCUCACCUAUGCCAUAGUGUCCAGCUGGGCCUGGGCCUGCUGCAAGCACUGUGACUCAUCAGAUGUGAACAAUACCCAAGAAACAGCUACAGGAUCCUGCAGAGGCUGGAGGAGGAAGCCGAUCCACACAUAAAAAAGCUGCAGCCCAUAUGAAGAGGGGAAUUAUUAGCUAAAAGAUAGCCAUCAGAUUUCAGAAGAUAAACGAAAGGUGGAUCUGAACCUUGAAAUUGUCAGCUCAGCUCAGCAGGAGGUUGCAAAGGCAGAGUGGUGAAAGGAGGGUUUCCUGGAGAACUCCCUGAAGAUUGAAAUGGAUUAUGCGAUUCUGGAAGGGGACAAGAAACGGGCAAUACAAAGGUGCUAAACAUAAACAGUUGUAAGAAAACACUGGCCAAACACUUUACCUCCAACACCCUGUAAAAUAUAGAAGAUGUUCCAUAUUGAGACCACCAUAUCAGUUGGGCUAAUUAGAAAUGUUGCCUGACAGCAUUCAGGAUCUUGUGUGCAUCAUCUAGAGGAGCACUCCUUGCGUGACCUACUUUGUUUUUAAGGUCAUUAUUUUUUCAUUGAAAAAGCACCAUCAGCUAAAUCAGUAAAUAAAUCCAUUUUCUAAAUGCCUGUCUGAAAAAUAAUUGAACACACAACUAUUGUAAAACUCAUCUCUUCAUAACUUUUUAAAAAUAAAAUUGAACUAAAACAUACCUUUUGAUUGCAAAUUUUUUGCUAGCCUACAGCUACUUUCCCAAAGUGUGAAAGGAGCUCAAGCAUCUUGUUGGAGAGCACUUGGAGAAAUACGUUCUCCGGGACUCACAAAAACAUCUCCAUUUCAUGUUUCCAUCUGCCCUCCAGGAUUUUUUCGCAUAAUACGCAUGAAACAUUGAUGCAUACCAUACAGUCAUAAGACUAUUUUUAUUCCAUCUUUUUUGUCACCAUCUUCCUUCCACCUUUCUAGAAGUCUGCCCCACUGUCAGUCUGCAGCUGUUCAAGGCAAAGCCUUGCAUGUGUUUUUCUCCCAUCACUUAAUGUAGGCUUGGAAAUCAGGGAAGCAGAGCCUACUAAGAUUACUUUAAAAAAAAAAAAAAAAAAAAAAAAAAAAGAGGAGAGCUCUUAAAUGCCCUGGUGUCUUGGACAGUGGAGAACAAAAGUUCAAAAGUUACCUUGCAGGACACAGGUCUUUCAUCACAGACCACCCAUUAUUAGUGGUGGUGAAUGCUUACUGUGAUAAACUGUGUCCAGCAGGACUGUGAAGGAAUAUGCCAUUGUUUUGAUAAAGUCUGAAGCUUGUGUGGUUGGAAGGUGGAGCUGGGGUAGAGUAGGGCAACAGGUACGCGUCUCGCCGCCUGCUGCUGUGCCAGUAGGGAACCCUAUCCCUUCAAAGCUAUCCGUAACCUCCUGUGCAUUGACAGACAUGGAGAAACCUCCUCGUGCUGCUGCCAGCCUUCCUGACUUGGUUGCCCCGCCAAUAACAAGCUGAUUACCUUGUGAUUUAAUGGUAAAAUUGUUUGGUGACUGCAUCAUUAUGACACUUCAUCAGGCUGAUGGGAGCUCCCAAAUUGGUUUUCUGUUGGUGUGACUUCAGGUCAGAAUCUGUGUGGACUUCCGGCAGGUUCUGCCUGUGCUGCCUGAAACUAGGAGUUGCUGCCAGUCACCUGAAUCCAAAACUUGUACUCCAGGUGACUGUUGUCGUUACUAACUGCCUGGCUUCAUCUCCCUCUGCUGUGUUCAACUGUGUAGCCCUAAAUUAUGCACGACUGCUUUUAAUUGUUCAUUAAUCUGACAUCACAUCUCAGAAUUGUUAAGAUGUGCAUCCCAAAAUGCGUUGCAUGACAAACUGAAGCAGAGCACUGUAAAUGAACCACUCAACACGCCAAAUGGGAGAUGGGAACAAAUGCAGAGCUAUGUACUUACCUCAUUAACAAGGAUGUUCUCAUAGCAAAAUGGCACGCAAACACUCUGUGAAGUCACUGUAAUCAGAGUAAGCUGAUUAGGUGUGUGCUAACAUUAUUCCAUAGACAAAGCUGCUACCUAUGAGCAGAGUCAGAAAUACGUUUAGUGCCUACGCUGUGCAGGUUCUGAAAGGCUCACUGAUUGCAGCUUUGAAGAGGGAUUUGCUUUGGUAUUACCCUAAAGUAUUCUGCAUCUUUAGUUACCCCUUCCUAAGGCUUUUGUGGUUUAGCUCAUAAGGUCAUUGAUACAAUCAUCCAGCAUCACAGCUGUAGCAGUAGUAGCAAAGGCCAUCAUGACUAAAUGUGGCACUUGCUAUUUAAUGUAAGGUUACAAUAAUUAUGAAGUAUUUUCUUUUCAGAUAGAACAGCAGUUCCUCAACUGCAGAGUGUAUUGGAAGAUUAGUGGCUGUUUGGAAAUUGGGCACUCUUUCUUACUUGUUCCCUUUCUUUUGGGGGCUGGGAGGCAGAGGAGACGGGGCAACCAGGAUCAGCAUUUUAAUUGGAAUAGCUGCAAUAAAUCGUACGAAAAUCCAAGGUUACAAAUAAAAUAAUGCUAAACCCUGUCACAGUUUUUGCUCCCAGGCAACGUUGUUCAGGCAGCAUGAUUCAGGCAGGACUGGGUUUCUGCUAUGCUCUUUGGACAACUUUGUAGAGUUACUACCUACACCCAGGAUGCAGCGUAUGUACUGGGAAGACUACCCUUUCUCUCAAUUACUUUAUUUCUGUCCUUCACGUGUUGUCAUUUUGUCCCAAAUGUGAGCCUCCCAACCAUCUAACCUAACCUCAUGAGGCAAAUCUAAUGCUCCUGUGAAGGGUCUUGUCCUAUUACAGUCACUUCAGCUUCUAUGUGGUAUUGCAAUUUUUCAAGCACUUCUUCCCAGCACCUUCCCUUCUUAUUUGAGCUUGUUUUAGCAAGAUGGGUAAGUAUAUUCCUUUUAUUUAUUUAUGGUUUUUUUAGUAGCAGACAGAAAUUGAGGUAGGGUAGAGGAUUUCUUCAAGCCCAAACAAUGAAUCACUGGUUGGAUUAUUGUAGUCCCAUGUUUUCUGACUUCUAGUCCAUGCUUAUUUUACAGACUUUGCUAUUUAAAACCUGUCCCUGCCUUCUGGCGAUUCCUUUGUGCUGUCUGCCUAGCAGACCUUCAGGUGAAAUUACUGAGCUCUUUGACCAGUAAAAAUGGGAAGUACUGGAUUCUGGUUUCCUCCAAGAAGAGUCAGCGGAACUGGUUAAGACCAAAAUCUGAGGACUUUAGUGGGCAAACAUCAGUCCCCUUUUGCUUUCUUUUACGACCACAUGAAACUUGAGAAGCCAUCUAAAGCUAAAUCAUUUAGUGGAGUUGGGCAAUUCCCAAGUGUCCAACAAGAAGGCCUGGUUUAGGCUGCGAUGGCCACUGUCAUUCCUGGUGAUUUGUCAGAAGUAAGAGAUACCCAGAAAGUCCCUUCAGGGAAACGUAAGCGUGGUGAAACCAAACCAAGAAAAAACUUUCCUUGCCAACUGUGUGACAAGGCCUUUAACAGUGUUGAGAAAUUAAAGGUUCACUCAUACUCUCACACAGGAGAGAGGCCCUACAAGUGCACACAACAAGACUGCACCAAGGCCUUUGUUUCUAAGUACAAAUUACUAAGGCAUAUGGCUACUCAUUCUCCUGAGAAAACCCACAAGUGUAAUUAUUGUGAGAAAAUGUUUCACCGAAAAGAUCACCUAAAGAAUCACCUACAUACACACAAUCCCAACAAAGAGGCCUUUAAGUGUGAAGAAUGUGGAAAGAACUACAAUACCAAGCUUGGGUUCAAACGUCACCUGGCUUUGCAUGCUGCAACAAGCGGUGACCUCACCUGUAAGGUAUGUUUGCAGACUUUUGAAAGCACAGGAGUGCUGCUGGAGCACCUAAAAACUCACGCAGGCAAGUCAUCGGGUGGAGUGAAGGAGAAAAAACACCAGUGUGAACACUGUGAUCGUCGGUUCUACACCCGAAAGGAUGUCCGUAGACACAUGGUAGUGCACACUGGAAGAAAGGACUUCCUCUGUCAGUACUGUGCACAGAGAUUUGGGCGGAAGGAUCACCUCACACGCCACAUGAAGAAAAGUCACAACCAAGAACUUUUGAAGGUCAAAACAGAGCCAAUGGACCUUCUAGAUCCCUUUACCUGCAAUGUUUCUGUGCCUAUUAAGGAUGAGCUGCUUCCAGUGAUGUCUUUACCUUCCAGUGAACUGACAUCAAAGCCAUUUACAAACACUUUGCAAUUAAAUCUCUACAACACUCAGAUUCAGUCCAUGCAGAGUUCUGCAUCUGCACACCAAAUGGUUGCCACAUCGUUACCAUUGGGAAUGCCUUGUCCAAUAGAUAUGGAGUCUGUCCACCCUUCUCACCAGCUAUCAUUGAAAUAUCCGCUCGGUACUACCUCAUACGCAAUUUCUAUGCCUGAAAAAGAACAGCCAUUGAAAGGGGAAAUCGAAAGUUACUUAAUGGAGUUGCAAAGUGGUAUGCCUUCUUCAUCCCAGGAUUCUCAAGCAUCUUCAUCAAAACUAGGGCUGGAUCCACAAGUAGGGCCACUAGAUGAUGGGUCUGGGGAGGUUUCCCUUUCCAAGGGCUCCGUUCCUAUUAGUGAACCUCUAAACACCCCAUCAUUGGACUUUUCACAGCUGUUCAACUUCAUACCUGUAAACGGCCCUCCCUAUAAUCCUUCUGUUUCAGUGGGAAACCUCGGAAUGAGUUAUACGCAAGAGGAGGCACAUUCUUCUAUGACUCAGCUUCCACCACAAACCCAGGAUCCACAAGAUCCUAGCAAUAGUAUAGGUCUUGGGUCUCUGCACUCAUUGUCAGCAGCUUUCACAAGCAGUCUAAGCACAACCACCACCCUACCACGAUUUCAUCAAGCUUUCCAAUAGGAUGUACAAAGCUGGCUUGUUACUGUCUAUUUGUAGAAAUGCCUUAGGUGACCAUUUUUAACUUAGUGCCUACUAUAAGACAUUAUAAAUUCUCUGCUUUUGUACAGUACCAAUCUCAUGAAGCCAGUAAGAAAUUUAAAUUAACUUUUUAAAAAUGUUUUGAAAGUGUUUAUUCUCAGCUGUGUUUACUUUGGUUUUUUUUUUAAAAAAAACAGUCUCAUUGUAUUGUUUUCAUUUUCACUGCCAAUUGACACACUUCAAAUGUUCAGUGGAAAGUCAUCCCAAACAAACUCUCAACACUCAUCCCUUUCUUAAAACUUUUUCAACCACACCAGCUAUUCUGUUUUAUUGAUGUCAGUGGUGGAACUACCGCUUUUAUCUUUGAAUAUAUUUUAGUAUUUGCAAAGAUUCCAGUUAAAAUAAGUAUCACAAAGGUUCCUGAAGAUUUGGGAAAAAAAUUCUCCAGUCCCUUUCCAAACAAAUCCUCUUCCCAAAUGGUGACACAUCUGAUCUGUUCUAUAAUGACAAAUCAAAAAUUUUUAAAUAAAUAUAGAAUUCAGAUUUUUCUGAAAACUUGUGUGUGUAUAUAUAGGAGUCCAUAUAUACACAUGUACAUAUAUAUAGCAUUUUGACUUGUAUUGAAGUCAUUAUAAAAGGUGUUAAGAAUUUUGCCAUUUUCUGGCUUAAAUUUUCGUGGCCUGUUAUUGAUAACGGAAGAAAAAAAUUUAGUUUAAUACUCUAAAAUCAUGGCUGAACAGAAUUUCAACAGAGAAUCUCUGCUUGCCUAAAUGACAAAUGUUUCUAGUUGAAUUUGGAACUGUGUUGUUGUGCUUUCAUGACUCUGGUAGAGGGAAACAGGCGAAAUUAAUGGCUGAUCUUGAAAUAUAAAAGUGUUGUAAUUUAGUAAUGCAGAAUAUUUUGUCGCAGUUUUUGUUUUAAUUCUUAACUUGCUGUUUUUUCUCUUUAGUAGCAUAGAAAGAGUACUGCAUAGGAAUCUUCCAGUAGUGUAUUCACAUUUGUAGGCAUCAGUCUUCUCCCAGCUGCCACCGCCACAGGGUGGAUCAAGUCCAGCCAGAAAGUGUGUAUCUAUUUUCAGUUCAAUACUAGUGUGCAGUCAGAGAGUGAAUGUAAAUUUGAAAAUACCAGGUUUUGUUUUGUUUUGUUUUGUUUUUUUUAUUGGAAUGAUCUUUUCAGUUGUGUUACAUGGUGUGUUAUGUCCUCCUAAGCAACAAGUUAGAUGUUAAUCACACUUUCUACACCUGGGUACUUGGUUAGGGACUUUUUGCCCAUUGCCAAGAUUUAAAGACAGGACUCUUAGGAGUGAAGUAAAAGCAUAUUGCUUACACCACUUUUACCUAAUGCAAUAUAUUGUAUUCCCCAACCCCUAAUAACCAAAAGAGGAAAAAAAAAAAAACCCCAACCCUGUGAUACAUGAAAGCAAACUAGAUUUGCUGUAAUU